AUGAUCCAUCCUCCAAUCGCGGGGAUGGUGCUUCCUGUCCGACGUCGAUUGGCUCUCUUUCAGCUUGCUAAUUACCGUUUUAUGGGUUUUCAAUCAGUUUGUGGAAGAAUCGCCGAAAUCAACCAGCGCGGAAAAGAGUACGAGGAAGGAUAUGUUGGCUCAGACGAAGAAGAAGAGAUGCCGCAGGCGGAGCGUGAUCUCGCUGAGGAUGCGCAGUGGAAAAUUUUUCAGAAGAAUACCUUUACUCGUUGGGCAAAUGAACACCUAAAACAAGCCAAAACAUCGGUUGAUGAUAUACAAACGGACUUUUCCGAUGGCAUUAAGCUUAUUCGUUUGGUUGAAGUAUUAUCUGGGAAAAAAUUUGCCCACGUUAAUAAAAGACCCACAUUUCGGACGCAAAAAUUGGAGAAUGUAACUAUGGUUCUCAAAUUUCUGGAAGAGGACGAGGGCUUGAAAUUGGUCAACAUUGAUAGUACUGAUAUCGUCGAUUCCCGCUUAAAACUUAUUCUUGGACUCAUUUGGACUCUUAUUUUGCAUUACUCUAUUUCAAUGCCAAUGUGGGAAGGUGAAGAAGAACUGCCCCAGGAUCCAAAGGGCAAAGGCCCUACUCCCAAGCAACGUAUCCUUGCUUGGGCAAACUCGAAAAUGCCCGAUCGUCCUGUCAAGAAUUUGACAACCGAUUGGAACAGUGGUGUAGCAAUAGGAGCACUUGUUGACGCAUGCGCUCCCGGUCUUUGUCCAGAUUGGGAUACUUGGAGUCCAAGAAAUCCACUGCAAAAUGCGACUGAAGCCAUGGUUGCCGCACAGGAAUGGCUUGAUGUGCCUCUUCUUAUCCGUCCAGAAGAAAUGAUUGAUCCCAAAGUGGACGAAAAGGCAAUGAUGACCUAUCUUAGCCAGUUUCCAAAUGCUAAGUUGAAGGAAGGCGCCCCGCUCCGCCCCAAAAUCAAUCCUGCUCGUGUUAGAGCAUACGGACCUGGCCUUGAGGAGACUGGAAACACUGUUAAUUCUAUCGCUCGUUUCACGGUGGACACUUUUGCUGCCGGUCGUGCUGACCUCGAAGUCAUUAUUCUCACCGCUGGAGGCGCUACUAUCCCCUGUGAAGUCGUCAAAAACGAAGACCGCAACCUCACCUACUCGUGCAGUUACGUGCCUAAAAAUGAGGGACCGUACCGCAUAAUCAUUAAAUAUGCCGGAAAGGAAAUUCCUAAUUCGCCGUUUCUUGUCAACGUUGAGGGAGCACCAGGUGAUCCGAGAAAGGUCACAGUCUCCGGUCCUGGAAUUGAGGAGAACGGUGGCAACUGCGUUGGUAGACGGACUUUCUUCAACGCUUUUACCAAAAAUGCUGGCGCUGGUCUCAUUUCUUGUGAUGUCGUUGAUCCGAAUGGUAGGAGGGACACGAUUAAGCCGCGCAUCACCCAUCCUGAUGAAAAUGGUCCUUUUCUCAUUGAAUACACGCCCAAGAUAGAAGGGCCACACAAAGUUGAAGUCAUGUUUGUCGGUCAACCCAUUCCCAAUUCACCUUUCCCUGUCAACGUCGGACCUCACGGCCUUCUUUUCACUGAUGAUAUAGCGAUGGCACUAGCAAACCUUCGAACAGCUGAAAUGUUAAAAGCUCAACGACCAGCCGUAGAGGAAUCUAAGCCGAGUGGUUCCGGAGUCAAGUUACCAUCAGUUCCUACAGUGCCCCCGAACCAGGUCCCUGGCCCAAAGGCGGGCCUGGCAGCCGCAACGUUUAGCCCUCCUGAAGGCACAGCUCCGCCAGGUCGUAAACCUUUGAAACCAGAGACCGUUGAGCCACAAGCUACGUCCCCAGGACAGACCACGAAACCUCCAUCCAAUGCACCCGCAGGCAUCGCAGCAUGCAAUCCAAGUCUGGUCUACGCCACUGGUCGGGGUGUUCAAGAAAAGGGCAUUCGUGUUAAUGAUGUGGCCGUCUUCCAAGUGCACACUGAACGCGCUGGUGGGCCGGCAGAGUUAUUUGUGGAUCUCAAGCGUCCGGAUGGCCAAGUUGAACCUGUCAAGAUUGUGAGGGUAUCUGAGCACUUGUACACCUGCUCGUACGUACCUCAGCGCCCCGGGCAAUACACACUCAUUGUUCAAUAUGGCGGUGAGCAUAUUCGUUGCUCGCCCUUUAAGAUCAUUGUGGGGCCGUAUAAACAAUCAAAGGUUCGCGCUUUUGGUCCUGGUUUGUCAAAAGGAAUAACUAAAACACCAAAUUUGUUUACGGUUGUAUCCAAUGACGAACUGGGAGCACUUGGUUUUCUGAUUGAGGGACCAAGUUCCGCAACCAUAAAGUGCGUAGACAAUGGCGACACUUCGGCUGAAGUUGCCUAUGAGGUAGACCUUCCUGGCGAGUAUGCAAUCCAUGUAACUUGUGACGAUGAGGAUAUUCAAGGGUCUCCAUUUAUGGCGAUGGUAGAUGCUCCUUCUGGCAUUGACGUUAGCCGAAUAAAUGUAUUUGGAAAGGGUAUAAGCCAAACUCCUGGCGACGUUAUAAAGGGUAUGCCGACUGAUUUCACUAUUGACCUCACAAACGUGAUGUCUUCUGUUACGCAAAUCGCCCAAAAGAAGAAAUUGACGCCAAAGGAUUUGCUCUUUGUGGAAUGCCACGACUCUCUAGGCGAAAUCGUUGCAGUCGAAGUCAUUGAAACUUCUGUUGGUAAAUUCAACAUCAAAUAUACACCAAAAAACAUUGGUGUCAUUACCGUUCAUAUGGCUAUUGAUGGUGAAUGUCUUAAGCAGUCUGGAACUCGGGUUCCAGUUGGGCUUGAUGCUGCUGUUGGUGGGAUCAAACUCUCUGGGCCUGGACUAGAAUCAGCAAAAGUCAAAACGCCCACCUACUUCACUAUGGAUCUCACAAACAUCCCCCAACCUGCCAACAGGAAAAGCGUCAUCUCAGAGACAGUUUUUCACAUCACAGAAGAAGAUGGUGUUCCAAUCAUUCCAAGAGUUAUCGAUAAUCAAGAUGGAACAUACCGGAUCGAAUACGUACCCCCAGAAAAAUCUACUGCCCUUGGCAUUUCAGUGCUUGUGGCCGGCAGCCAAAUCGCUCAGAGCCCAUACGUUGUGCCUGUCAAUCCCGCUUUCGACGUUUCAAAACUGAAGGUUGCUGGUCUGGAUAGCAAAGUUAUAGCUAAUGAACCACAGCAUUUCAAUAUUGAAACUUCCGACGCCACCCCAAUUGACGGAAUCCCAACCGUACUAAUCAAGUUGAGAGGUUCUCCGAAAACUAUUCCAACAUCGGUUAAGAAGGCUGCUCAUGGCUUUGAUGUUGCCUACACUCUACCACAACCCGGCGAAUAUACUGUUCAAGUUGCUUUGAAUAAAUACCCUGUAGCUGGUCCUUUUAACGUGGAGGCAGUUCCUGCCUCCCAAAAUGUACCACAGAAAGGAAGUCAACCCGCAACCGUUGGCUCACCACCUACACUUCCAGGUCAGCCACUCGUACCUCUGGUUGCUGCUCAUAACGCCGCGUUGUUGAAGUCAGGCGUUUUUAAAGAGCCAAUCCCACUCCACACUGGUACCAUCGCUCCCAUGCAGAUUGUUUCGCCUCAAAUAUUGACGCCUGUAAAGCGCUCUGCUUCGACGGGACCAUUACAGGCACCAAUUCAGCCGAAAAUAGCCAGGCCCAAUGAUAGCGUGGGAGCUGCAGUUGUACCGAUUCAAAUGGGAUCACCUCAGCAACCGCAAACUCUUCAGCCUUCUGAUGCCCAUAAGCAGAGGCCAGAUGGAGAGACUCCUGGGGUCCAAAUAAUGCCAUCAGUGGCGGGUCAACUAGCCAGACAGCCAUUAAGACCUGACGAACAACAUAUGCCACCUGAAGCACAACGCUCUGGACCAGGUCAGACAACCGGGCCAGAUCAAGUACCUAAACGAGCUUCUCAACCAGUAGGCGUUACUCAAGCCAUGCAGCCUAAUCUGCAAAAAGGAUAUUAUCAAGUAGAUCCGCUUCUUGCCGGACCGGGAGAGUAUAGGACACCACGACCGUCCAUUUUACCACAAGAAAAGGAGGUGGUUGUUCAAAACAGCAGGUGGCCACAGUCCAGUUCCGAAGAACCCGCUGGUAAAGUCACAGCUUACGGACCUGGACUUGAGAAGGCUAUGGCCACCAUACCUGCAGAAUUUACGGUCGACAGUACCAAAUCUACACCCAGUCCGCUUAGCGUCAUUAUCGAAGGUCCGCAGCAGUCCACAGUGAACUGCACAGACAACGGGAACCAGACAUGCGGAAUCACCUACGUGCCCCCGGUUCCGGGCGUGUACACCAUUAAUGUGCUUCAUAAUGGAAAAAAACAUAUUCAAGGCAGUCCUUUUAUGGUUCAGGUGUAUCCUGUUGGAAAGAUGGAUCUUAAUGUUGAUAAAAUCAAGGCUUAUGGACCUGGUCUGCAGCCAAAGGGUGUUUUCAAAGACUGCCUCCUAAAGUUCAUUGUUGAUGCGAGGGAAAUUGAUACAGUCGGACAGGAGCUCGUUUCAGCUAUCAUCAAGGACCCUGAUGGACGACGCUCUGCUUCAAAUGUUGUCAAUCGGCACGAUGGAACUUACCUAGUAACUUAUUCAGCUACAAUGGAGGGGCCUCACGCGAUUGAAGUUACCUAUGGAGGGGUGCAGAUUCCCGGCAGUCCCUUCUUAGUGGACGUCUCGGCAGGAUUUGAUGCGUCACGCGUCCGAGCCUACGGUCCGGGCUUGGAACCCUCGGGUCCCCAUCUAAUGCCUAAUCUGAAGACCGAAUUCACUGUCGACAUGAGCGGUGCUGGAAAGGGAGGCCUCGGACUCUCGAUUGAGGGUCCUGCUGACGCUGCGAUCAAUUGCAUUGACAACAAGGACGGCACCUGUACUGUAGAAUACACACCCACCAUGGCCGGUACUUAUGACAUUCAUCUGAAAUUUGGUGGGGUUGAAAUCCCAAUGAGUCCGUUUCAUGUGAGAAUCCAAGGUAACGCGGAUGUCAGUAAGGUGCGUUGUUACGGCCAUGGACUGGAACCGAACAAAGUUCGCGCCUCCGUUCCGGCGACGUUCGUUGCUGACACAAGUCUGGCCAACAAUGCUCCGAUAGAGGCAACAUUCACUCCGACCCCAGGAGCGGCGCCAGUUCCAGCGGCGGUGAAUCCGGUUGCGGGUCAGCCGGGCCUAUAUGAGUGCACAUAUGUGCCUCAGGCGGUGGGGCCUUGCCAAGUGGAGGUGACAUGCGAGGGGAAACCAAUCAUUGGCUCGCCCUUUAUCAUUCCCGUUCGGCCUACCACAGAGCCUGAGAAGGUGCGCCUUGCCGGUGCCGGCAUUCGUGGUCCUGUGCAGGCCAGCUUACCUUCCACCUUCACUGUUGAUGCCACUGACGCUGGUCUUGGUGAUCUCAAACUCGAUGUCAUGGAUCCCGUGGGGCACAGUCUGCCGAUUAGCGUGGUUCCAAUCACCCAAGAGGAGUUGGAGCAGGUGAAUACAGCACCCAUGCAAAAGCGUAUGCCCCAGUCCGGCGACAUCAUAUCAGGCUCCGACUCGGGCCUCUUGGCUUGCACCUAUGAGCCUUUCAUCGUGGGUGAACACAAAAUCCACGUCAUGUACGCUGGCACCGAGAUUCCCGAAAGUCCCUUCGUCUUUGAAUCCUUACGCGUGGGACGAGCUGAUCUCUGUGAAAUUAAGGGCGAUGUUAAGCCACGCAUUGCUGUGGGAGAUGAGACAAGUGUGACCGUGGACACGAGCAAAGCUGGCCCAGGUAACCUCAUGUGCCGCGCCACGCAGAUAUCUGGUGGAAAGUCCGUCGACUUGCCCGUGGAGGUAGAAGCUAACGAUGAUGGCACUUCAACGGCCUACUUCCUUCCCAAGGAGACAGGUCCGGUGCAGGUAGAACUGCGAUACGGCGGUCAACUUAUUCCCAACGGAAAGUACACCCAAGAAGCUGUUCCAGCGGAGGAACUUGAAGUGCCAAUGGCACCGAUUGAAGCUUACUACGCUCCUGUUGAUUUUCGCCUGGUUGUGUCAGGGAAAGACGAUCAUUCACUUCAGGGUAUAGUUGUUUGCCUAAAAUGGAUCCUUAAAAGCGUUGAAUUUCUUAAGACAACCGUUGUCGUAAGACCCUCAGGGGUAAACGAUCAAGUCGAGACCAAGGAGGAUAAGGAUGGUAUUAUGACAGUUAAGUAUCAUCCCAAGGAACGUGGAAUGCACGAGUUGCACGUGACCACGGUGGCCAGUGGCUCUGAUCUUCGUAUGCCAUUGAAGGGCAGCCCUUUCAAGUUCUUUGUGGACAAUGCUGCAAGUGGUAACGUUACGGCGUACGGGCCUGGCCUCAGCCAUGGCAUAACUGGGCAGCCGGCUGAAUUCACUGUUGACAUGAAGAACGCUGGUGCUGGAGGUCUGUCUGUUUCGGUGGAGGGUCCAUCAAAAGUGGAGAUGUCCUGCACCGAAAGCGGGGAUGGGGCUUGUCGCGUCACUUAUUAUCCCAUGGUCCCAGGAGAGUACACAAUUAACCUCAAGUUUAUGGACAAGCCUAUCUCCGGAUCUCCCUAUGUGGCAAAGAUUACUGGCGAGGCAAAGAAACGAACUCAAAUGAACAUGAGCUCCAUGAAUUGUGUCUCGUUUGAAGCCGGAAUCGAUGACAUUUCCAUCCUCACUGCUACUGUGACAAGUCCUUCCGGCCAUGAGGAGCCUUGUGUGCUGAAGAAACUGCCGAACAAUCGAAUGGGCAUUUCAUUUACACCGAAGGAGACCGGUGAACACCUGGUGAACGUAUUCAAGGCGGGAAAGCACAUUCCAAAGAGUCCCUUCAGGGUCAACGUGUCCAGCGAAGACGUCGGCGAUCCCACUCGCGUUCGCGUUAUUUGGCCUGAGGGAGUUCAGCCGAUGGCAAAUCAACGCAACGAGUUUCUUGUUGACAGUAAAAAUGCUGGCUAUGCCACACUGAGCUUGUCAAUAGAGGGACCAAGCAAGGCAGAGAUAGAAUGCACGGACAACAGCGAUGGGACGUGCACCGUGGCUUACUGCCCCACGGAACCAGGCACAUAUUUGGUGAAUGUGCGUUACGCUGAUCAGCACGUCCCUGGCAGUCCCUUCACUGUGCAUGUAGGCGGUGAGUCCUCGCAGCGUAUGGUUCAGCGCAUCGUUCGUAGUCGCCAAGCUUUCGAGGCUACGCAAGUCGGCAGUGAGUGUGCGCUCACCAUUCCCAUCCCCGGUGACAUACGUGAAAUCACAGGUGAAGUUUAUUCACCGUCCGGCAAGCGCAUUCCCUGUGACAUCGUUCCGGUCGACGAUGAAAAGGUCAGCAUUCACUUUGUCCCUCAAGAGCGAGGAAUUCACACCGUCAGCAUUCUCAACCGCGGUGUUCACAUUCCUGGUAGUCCUUUCCAGUUUACAAUUGGACAACCAGCUGAAGGCGGACCAAGCAAAGUCCGUGUUUCUGGUCGCGGUUUGGAGUAUGGUGAGGUGAAUGAGCCAAACGAAUUCUCAAUCUAUACGCACGAAGCGGGUGCUGGUGGUCUCUCAAUCGCCAUUGAAGGUCCAAGCAAGGCGGAGAUUUCUUUCAAGGACAAUCAGGAUGGUUCUUGUUCAGUCUACUACAAAGUACGUCGACCAGGAGAGUAUACUUGUUCCAUUAAAUUCGCGGAUGAACACAUCCCCUUCUCACCCUUCCAUAUAUUCGUAACUGACCCCAAAGAGGGUGGUCGCAGCGAGGCCUAUGAGGUACCAAUCCAGUUCGCCACCAGUGACAGAGUUAGCCACGAGCGUGAAAUCAAUCAGCUCUGCACCCCAGUUGCCUUCACAGUUCACUGCCUGGACGUGAACCACGUACUGGAGGCCACAGUGGAGUCGCCCUCGAAGACAGUGGAAAGGGCCACGGUGCACAAGUUAGACGGGGAUCAGCAUGUGGUGCGCUUUGUACCUCGCGAGAGUGGCGCCCACUUCGUCCGCGUCUAUCUCGUUCCCGAGAGCGAGGCCCACUUGGGUGAUCGGGCCCCUCAUGCGAAAGAAAUCGAUGGCUCUCCCUUUCACAUCGCCGUCAGUGACAGUAUGGCCGAUCCCAGCACCGUCUACGCAACCGGAGACGGCCUCACUCACGGCUCUGUUGGUAUGAAAAACAAGUUUUUCGUAAACACUGCGAAUGCCGGAAAGGGACUGCUGAGCGUUGUGGUUGAUGGCCCCUCAAAGGUUCAGAUUACCUGUGAGGAAAGACCUGAUGGCUAUGAGUUUUCAUACAUCCCCACUUUGCCUGGUGAUUACAAAAUAAGCAUCAAGUACGGAGGCAAUUUUGAUAUCUUCGGUUCGCCUUUUACAGCUCGGAUAACCGGAUCUCCCAUGGGAGACAUGAUGCAGCAGAACAACAUUGAACCGACGACCAUCGUGCUCGACACGGCCACGAAAACAAUGAGUAGUCGUACGUAUGAGGCAACAAGUGUGAUUUCAAAGGGAAUCGCACAAAAUGUUAACUGCUCUGGCCUUGGUCUUAAGCGUGGUUUUGUCGGAAAGGAAAAUCAAUUCUUUGUUGAUGCUAGCAAAGCUGGUAAUGCAAUGCUCUUGGCUGGUAUGAUGGGUCCGUCGCAUCCAUGCGAACGCUUUGAGAUUGUUCACACUGGAAGCAACCGGUUUUCAGUGACAUACAGGGUGCAAGAAGUCGGCCAAUACUGGCUUUCAAUCAUGUGGGGGGAUCAACACAUUCCUGGAAGUCCGUUCCGAGUUGAAAUUUCACCGUAG
Hydatigera taeniaeformis is the source of this 8676-nucleotide messenger RNA. NCBI's taxonomy places the organism in Eukaryota, Metazoa, Platyhelminthes, Cestoda, Cyclophyllidea, Taeniidae. The record is from the annotation of a GenBank genome assembly.